AAAACGAGGUUCAUUAAAACGAGCUGCUCACAGACAAAAGAUGAAACGGAGAUGAUAAUAAUCUGACGCGUCAAAUUAUAUUUAAUUAUAGCGCCAAUAGUUUAACCAAUUCCACGACCACCUCUACCUUUCCCGGUCAUCGUCCACCACGUCCUCCUCUCUUCUCUAUCAGAUCUCUCUCUUCCUCUUUCUCUCUCUAUCUCUCGGUCGCUGAAGUGAGCUUUCUCUCUCUACAGGCUAUAUACCGAUGGUGAAUGGUAUGCUAAGGCUCUCUCUCUCACCUGAUCCAAAGCUCCUCUUCAGCUACAGUUCCAGCUCCAAUGUUGACCGCUUCGCCUUCAACUUCAAGCCUCACCUCCCGCAACGUCGUCGUUCCAAUCCCCUCCUCCAGCCCCGCUCAACCUCUAAUUUCACUCUCUCCAGCUCCCUCCAAGCCUCGGCUAACACCGCGGCGCUUCAGCAAGUUCAGCAAGAACCGCGCGCCGCCGAUACCUCGGUGCUGCUCGACGUCUCCGGGAUGAUGUGCGGCGGCUGCGUCUCUCGAGUCAAAUCGGUGCUCUCCGCCGACGAACGAGUCGACUCGGUUGCGGUCAACAUGUUGACCGAGACGGCGGCGAUUAAGCUGAGGCCGGAGGUCGCCGCCGACGGAGUUGAGACCGUGGCGGAGAACUUGGCCGGGAGGUUGACGGAGUGCGGCUUUGCGUCAAAGAGGAGAGCUUCCGGGAUGGGAGUGACGGAGAGUGUGAGGAAGUGGAAAGAAAUGGUGAAGAAGAAAGAGGAGAUGUUAGUGAAGAGCAGGAACAGAGUGAUUUUCGCGUGGACUUUGGUGGCCUUGUGCUGUGGAUCACACGCUUCCCACAUUUUGCAUUCUCUUGGAAUUCAUGUAGCUCAUGGAUCGUUUUGGGAGGUGCUUCAUAAUUCGUAUUUGAAGGCUGGUUUGGCUUCUGGAGCUUUGUUAGGACCCGGACGAGACUUGCUUUUUGAUGGUCUGAGAGCCUUAAAGAAAGGAUCCCCCAAUAUGAAUUCUCUUGUGGGAUUUGGAUCCCUAGCUGCUUUCACAAUUAGUGCGGUCUCGCUUCUUAACCCUGGCCUUCAAUGGGAUGCGUCAUUCUUUGAUGAACCGGUCAUGCUUCUUGGUUUUGUGCUCCUAGGACGUUCUCUUGAAGAAAGGGCAAGGAUCAGGGCAUCUAGUGAUAUGAAUGAACUCUUGUCACUGAUAAACACGCAAUCAAGACUUGUAAUUGCUUCCUCAGAAAAUGAUUCCUCCACCGACAGUGUACUUUGCGCUGAUGCAAUAUGCGUUGAGGUCCCAACUGAUGAUAUUCGAGUUGGAGACUCUGUGUUGGUUUUGCCAGGAGAAACCAUACCUGUGGAUGGAAGAGUUGUGGCUGGAAGAAGUGUUGUGGACGAAUCCAUGCUUACAGGAGAAUCACUUCCUGUAUUUAAGGAAAAGGACCUUACUGUCUCAGCGGGAACAAUAAACUGGGAUGGUCCAUUGCGGGUUGAAGCAUCUUCAACUGGCUCCAAUUCAAUGAUAUCCAAGAUUGUUCGCAUGGUUGAGGAUGCUCAAGGCAAUGAAGCACCCAUACAAAGGCUUGCUGAUUCAAUAGCUGGACCAUUUGUUUACAGUAUAAUGACACUAUCAGCUACAACAUUUGCUUUUUGGUACUACAUUGGAACACAAAUUUUUCCUGAUGUUUUGUUCAACGAUAUUGCGGGACCAGACGGAGAUCCAUUGUUGUUGAGCUUGAAACUUGCUGUGGAUGUCUUGGUAGUUUCUUGCCCUUGUGCACUGGGUCUUGCCACACCCACAGCAAUCCUAGUUGGCACUUCUCUUGGAGCAAGGCAAGGGCUCCUUGUGAGAGGAGCAGAUGUGCUGGAACGUUUGGCCAACAUAGAUUAUAUUGCUUUAGACAAGACAGGAACCCUCACAGAAGGAAAACCUUCUGUUUCUGGUAUUGCUUCUUUUAUGUAUGAAGAGUCGGAAAUUCUUCAAAUUUCUGCUGCAGUAGAGAAUACAGCAUCGCAUCCAAUUGCCAAGGCCAUCAUAAAUAAAGCAAAAUCGUUAAAUAUUAGUAUCCCAGUCACGGAAAGACAAUUAACAGAACCAGGUUUUGGAACUUUAGCAGAAGUAGAUGGCCGUUUGGUUGCAGUCGGUAGUUUAGAAUGGGUUCACGAACGGUUCCAGAGACAAACCGAUAUGUCUGACAUUUUGAAUCUAGAACAGGCUGUGCGUCAAACAUCAGAAGGCAUUACACCUUCAAGCUAUUCAAAAACAAUUGUUUAUGUUGGACGUGAAGGAGAAGGCAUCAUCGGUGCUAUUGCAAUAUCUGAUAGCCUGCGGCAUGAUGCUGAGUUUACUGUAACUAGACUCCAGCAGAAAGGUAUCAGAACUGUCCUCUUUUCUGGAGACAGGGAAGAGGCAGUUGCAACUAUAGCGAAAGCUGUUGGAAUAGAAACUGAAUUUAUCAAAUCAUCAUUGACUCCACAAGGGAAAUCUGGAGCUAUUUCUAGUCUUAAAGAUGAAGGGCAUCGUGUUGCAAUGGUUGGUGAUGGCAUAAAUGACGCACCAUCUUUGGCUCUUGCGGACGUUGGGAUUGCUCUUCAGGUUGAGGGGCAAGAAAAUGCUGCUUCAAAUGCUGCUUCCAUCAUACUUCUUGGAAACAAAUUAUCACAAGUUGUAGAUGCACUGGAACUGGCACAGGCAACAAUGGCAAAAGUCUACCAGAAUUUAUCUUGGGCGGUUGCAUAUAACGUAAUUGCGAUCCCCAUAGCUGCCGGAGUACUGCUUCCUCAAUAUGAUUUUGCCAUGACACCAUCGCUUUCCGGAGGGAUGAUGGCUUUGAGCUCAAUAUUUGUAGUUACCAAUUCAUUGCUUCUACAGCUCCAUAGGUCUGACGGGAGUAGAAAGAGUAGCUAGCUCCGCUACUGCUGCAGGUUUCCGUCUGUUCAAGCAUUGGAGUUGAAUAAUUAGGUUAAAUUUAAAUUUUUUUCUGUUAACAGUGGGAUUAAUUGAACAGUGAAGUUAUUGCUUCCUUAUUCCAUCUGUAUUGUCCCAGAAUUUAUGUAAUUGGUAUAAUAUAGCAUCAAUAAUUUCGAAUCUCAUGCCCCCUUGAUUUAAAAAAA
This is a messenger RNA of Prunus avium (sweet cherry), 3126 nucleotides long. RefSeq names its product copper-transporting ATPase PAA2, chloroplastic. The record is from RefSeq and is a predicted model, not a curated record. Lineage: Eukaryota; Viridiplantae; Streptophyta; Magnoliopsida; Rosales; Rosaceae. Gene Ontology annotation, molecular function: P-type divalent copper transporter activity; ATP binding; ATP hydrolysis activity. Gene Ontology annotation, biological process: copper ion homeostasis; monoatomic cation transport. Gene Ontology annotation, cellular component: membrane.